Sitodiplosis mosellana (orange wheat blossom midge) is the source of this 6117-nucleotide messenger RNA. Its product is annotated as calponin homology domain-containing protein DDB_G0272472-like. The record is from RefSeq and is a predicted model, not a curated record. The annotation marks the transcript as partial. The transcript has 5 exons. NCBI's taxonomy places the organism in Eukaryota, Metazoa, Arthropoda, Insecta, Diptera, Cecidomyiidae.
GUUUUUCGAAUGAUUUAGUGGGGCUGCGCAGAGAGCACGGUAUAACCUCUGUAUAAUCCGUUCAUAAAUGGAAUUUCUUGUAUGUGUUAAAGGCACGAAAAACGCGAGUGAAUUUUCAAUUAGGCUAAAAACCAAUUUUCAAUCGAAAAUUGUCAACGAAAUCGCUAGUUUCAAUGAAAUAAAAUGUGCUGGAAAUGAAAUUUAUCUAAAUAUUGUGUAAAUUGUGCUGUUCAAUAUUCGUAAAGUGGACAUAUUAGUGAAACAAAAAAAAUUAUAUAUAUAUAUAUAUAAAAAAAAGGGAGAGAGAGAGAGAGAAGAAAAAGAAGGUUGAGAAUUUCUUUGCUUUUAAUUUCUCAGUCAAAGCGCAGUGUGUGUGUUUCUCUCUACAGUCUACAUAUAUUCAGAUUCAUUAUCAUCGUCGUUCGUUUGUUCGUAGACUCUGCCCAUACUAAGUGAGAGAAAAAGAAGAAAAAAAAAUAACACAGUCGUCGAACAAUAAUGUUUCAAGUAUUUGGCUAGCAGUGGAAAAGGCCAAGUCGAGUCAUCAAAUUUCGGAAUUAUUUGUUGUAAUAAUGUCGAUUAAAAAUAUCACUUAAUGACAACGCUUGUUGUGGUGUUAUGGCACAGUGUGAAGACGUCGUUAGAAACAGUACCAUGGAUUCCGAAGUGGUUUACAUUAGCGAUGACGACGAACGCGAGGAUGGCCCCUCGAAAACAGCCAAAACCAAACAACAACAAAACCAACAGCAGCAACAGCAACAACAACAAUCCAAACAUAUUGGCUACCAUUACAAUGUGUACGAACAUUUUAACGUUGUACCGGAAUCCGUACGACAGCAAUUGGCAUCGGUGCAACAGCAAACAAAAGAUAAAGAAUUACAAAAGCUACAAGAGUUGCAAAUCGCCGAUUCCAAAGAGGAAGAAGAUGUCGUUUAUGUGCCCGACGAUCACGAAGAGGAGGACCUACUUAUUAGCCCAAUACAAAAAAUCUGUCAUGAGAUCAAAUUUGGCACCAAUCUAAAACCACCAACGGAAUUCUCGUACAAAUUGCUUAUCGAAGUGGAAAACCAUUUAAACAGCUGCCUGCGAAACGUAUCAUUCACAACCGAAACAAAAGUAUGGAGCUGUGUGCUGGACGAACUGAGUCUCAUUCGUAUUGCGCACAAAAAGCACAUUGACCUAAGAGCCGAUGCAAAAUUCAAUUUGAUUGUCACCCGGAUACUUGGGAAAUAUAUCAAUUUUCGGGCGCGCAAAACGGCCGCUAACAAGUUGCUGGGCAAAGAGCAAGUGCUGGAAAUCUGCCAGGAAAUUUGGCAACAAAUCGAUACGUUUGUUGGCUCAAAUUUCGUUCAAGUAAUUAUGAUCCUACUGCGAACUGAUCCAAAAGAUUACAAACUGGAUGUCGUACUGUAUCCACUAUUCGAUAAGACUCAUGAGCUGGUCCUUCGGCAACAGCACCAAACAUUUCCGGAAAUUUUGAUAAUUAUCCUAGCAGUAUUAUUCUACAAACAUUGGCUGCAGAUGUGUACGCGAAAGGAAGACACAAAGAAGCACACAUAUAAAGCGCUAACGUCGCUGCGAGAGAAUUUCGGACGAAUGCCACAAAAGCUUGACAAGUACUUCAUUGACUUUAUGCAUCGUGUCGACGAUCGAUUCAAUCAUGCUUAUCGACUCAGAUGGACGAUUUGUAAAUUGUUCAAAACGAAAAUCGACGUGGUCGAUGCCAUACCCAGAUUCUUUCGCGAAUAUGACCGCUUUGUCUUUCAAUUUCCCGAUAAUGGUUUACCCAACGGGAAAACAACAACGCCUAGUACUCAUGAUUCGGGUAAUAAACGGCCAACUUCGAUACAGUCAUUAAACGACAUCAGGCAACUGAAUCAGCAGCAACAACAGCAACAACAGCAACUACUUCUGCAACACAGGCACAAGCUGAACGAAGCUGGACCGAACAGUAGCUCAACAUUGAAUCGAAGUUCAUUUAGUUCUAGUACUUUUAAUAUUAAUAACGAUAAUAGGGAUAGUUUUAAAGUAGCAACCACAACAAGCGACACAAGCAACAAAGCAAAUCUAGACGACGACGACGAUGAUGAUGAUGACAUCGAUGAUGAUGAUGACAUUAUCAUUGUCGAUGAGCCAAAAUCAGGUCGCAAUAAUAGCUUACAAAGUUUCGAUGAGAAUGCCAAUUUCUCGGCAAGCACAUCAUCGCUGGUUCAAUCUCAAAGUAAUCGGUCACGCUUGAAAUCGCCCGAACCAAAAGAAAAUCUAAUGUUUUCGUCAUCGUAUUUCAGUGAUUCAAAGCAUGCGUCAAGUAGUAGUAGCUUCCGUCAGCAUCUAAGCGAUAGCAUUUCCGAUAGUGAUGUUGUGAUUGAUGAAUCGCCGGCAAUCAAUGCAAAUCUACCCUCCACCAGCAAUCGAAAAAAGCAACAUUCGACUGCCAUUUCCGGCGGCGAAACCGUUUCACUCGAUUCCGACAGUUCGGUCGAUAUGACAGAGAGUGGCAAUCAGAAUGAAACGUCCAUCAUCAGUCAAUCAAAUGUUGAAUUUGCAUCAUUGCAACAAUCCACUCCAAUUCCCAUGUCUGUUUUUGUCGAUGAUAAAUUCGAUAAGCCAAGUAAAAAAGACCACGAUGGCCAGUCCGAACCAAGUGCAGCGCAAUGUUCAAAUGUGUCUUCGCGUCAUAGCAGUGCGGCUGCUACUGCUGCGGUCGCCUCUGCAACUGCACUUGGUACAAAUCAAUUAGUACAUGUCAAAACCAACCUCACUUCUAGCACUCAUGUUAAAGCCAAGGCUUGUGAUAGUAUCGUUAUCUGUGAUCCAAAACAAUCACCACUAGACGCAAUCAAAAGUAACUACGCGACAUGUGAAUCCCCGCCUACUUUCGCUUCAUCCGAAGAAAGUGCGCCGGCACAAUCUUCCAGUCCUCUUGUCAAAAAUACACAUCUUGAUUCUAGUGACACCGAUCAGCUUCAAUCCAAAAUCGAAUCCAUUCGAUUGACGGCCUCACCAUCGGUUGAAAGACGAAUUUUACCGCGGCGUCGUUCCAAGCGCGGCUCUGUGCUUGAUACGUCGUCGUCUUCAUCGACUGAAAAUAACACAGCAACGCCUACUAACGAUAACACAUAUAAAUUUAGAUCUGCGUCGCCAUACUUUGAACAAGACUAUCGACGAAAACAACAACAACAGCAGCAGCAGCAACAACAAUCGAUAGAGGCGCCGAAAACGGAUGAUUUAGUUUCACAACCAGAUGACAUUAUUUCAGAUUCUGUUUCAGAUGUGCGUACGAAAAAUGAUGAGUCGAAAGUGGACGAUGUUGAGGUACAACAGGUUGCGUCCGAUGUACAAAGUGUUGAUGACAGCAAAGUAAUGAUGGAAACGAGCGAGGAUGUGGUCGAAAUAGUGGAUGAAGAGUGUGCAUCGAGGACCACCGAAACAAUUAUCAUCGAAACGGAGAAAUUGACCAUUUCCACGCACACCGAUAGCACUACCGAUAAGCCAUCAACGGCUGACAAUGAACCAAAAUCGGUUGACAAAGUCGACGACACCGAACCAAUGGAAGUGACGGAGAAAAAAGAAGAAAAUAAAGCCGAACAACAACCAUCGACAUCAACGAAUGAAAAUACCGUUACAAAAUCACCGCUCACAUCGCCGUUGUCUACAUCAACGAAAUUAGCAUCUAAAAUUCGUGUAGCUCAUCGACUUAUUCAACGAUCAACGAGAGCCAAUUCACUUAUCGAUUUUACCAAUGAAAGUCAAGAGACACGUGACCAUUACGAUAAUUUCUUGGACGGUUUGUACUGUGAUCCAACGAAAAAAGUUGAUACCAAUCAAUCGAAGCCAUCGUUUACGGUGGUGCGCCGAUUCAAUGGCAUGCGACCGAUUCAUGAACGGCGAUUAACCAUUUCAAGCAGUGCAAAUAAACCCUACACCAAUGAGCCUAGUAAACGUAUCGCACCAUUUGUAACGAGGUCGUCGUCAAUUUGUGAAGAAAGACUGCUCGCUUCGGUAGAUAAAACGCGUAUUACAGAGAAAUUGACUGAAAUUCCAUUGCCUCCAACGACAACCGAACAGACUGAUCAAGUUCCACAGCAAACGCUUACGACAGAAAUCAAAUCAAGUAGUAGUGAACCAAUCGCAAUUGAAUCGCCCGCUAAAGACGAUCACAAAUACAUGGCAAAGCAUGAUGUGACCGAAGCCGAUCAAUCGCACGAAACAACAGUGGUUCUGUUUGCGGAUGCGAGUGAAAAGCUACACGAUGAACCCGCGACAAUUGUUGAAGUGAUUCCAACGGUAGACGAAACUAAAGCUGCCGAUAUUGCUAUCGAUUCUCCAGUGGAAGCAGACAGUAAAGCAUCUGCGAGCGAAACACCCGAAAGUGCGACCAAACAACCGGAACCAGUUGUUGAGGUACAAACGAGCAAUGUGCCCAAAGAUAAAGAGGAUCUGACUCACAUGGGGUUCGAAGUAAACAAAUUGAUUCAAGAAAUUGAUGAGAUUAAAGAAAAAGCGAAUGCAUUAUCUUCCACUGAAGACAUUAUUACCAGAACGACCACCACUGUUAAUGCAUCCAAUGAAUCCGAACAAGUGCAAUCCAAAAUCGAAUCCAUUCGAGCAGCAUCGCCGAUUGAAAAUAAACGCUCACCGGUUCCACGGCGUCGCUCCAAACGGCUAUCGCUCCUUGAGGAAAAACGAGAAACAACGGCUGUUACACAUGAAACACCGACAAAACCAUUGGAUCAAAUUGUCGAACGAACAACAGAAGAGAAGAGCGAAAGCAAAAUCGAUGAAGAGCCUAGAACAAUUGACGAAGUCGAUAAAGAAUGCGCGGUUCAAGCUGAACAAAUUCCAUCCAUUAGCAAAGAACCGAAGAGUAUCGAUAUGCCACUAUCUGAACCAAUCGGUGAAAAACCACCACCAAAUGAUUUGGCUACAGAUGAAACAGAACCAUUGCACAUGGAUAUCGAAGUGAUUGACUCACCGGAAGACUUCAUGUCGAGAGAUGAUUCGGUCGACUUGGAUUCAUCGGAACAAACAUCAAAAGCCAUCGAUAGUGAAAUCAAGGAUGAGGUAAAAACAGUCGAAAUUCUUGACGAUGAGUCAAUGAAGCCAGAAAAAGAGCUCAUAGCACCAAUUGCAAUGGAAGAAACGGUAGCUGAAGUGGAAAGCACUGAACAAACACAUGAGAUUGUGACUCAGGAAGUACCAAAAGUAGCCAGAGAAAUAGAAAAAAUGGACCAUAGUGAAGAAAUUGCUGAAGCGCCGAAACCGGAGGACGACACUGUUGAAAUAAUCGAACAAACCGUUGAAUCGAUGGAAGAUUUGGAAAGUCGUCAUUCAAGUAGCUCGAGAACGACCGACAAAGAAUUCUCCGUCAUUGUUAAAAUCAAAGACAGAGAGGCAAAAGACAAAUCGACCACCGAUGAGUCGCAAGAAAUCGCCGUAAUUGUUUUCAAUGAAGAUGAGGACGAAGAAAACCAAAUGUCCGAUUCCGAUGAAAAGUAUUCGACGAUCAGUGUUGACUUCGAUGAUGAGAAUGAAAAUGAUGAAAUUUCCGUGAUCGAAAUGCACGAUGAGAAGGACGUUGCGGAGGUUAAGACUGACGCUAAAGUUGAAUCGGUGGCUGAGCCCGAAGCUCAAGUGGAAGCAAAGAUUGACGAAAAAGAAACUGAACUUUCGGUCAUCGUUUCAAAUGUCCAGAGAGAUAUUUCGCCGGCAUCGCCUUCACCAACGAUCGAAGGAACAAAGACUGUUGAAAUGAUCGAACCGAUCGAGGAAAUGGAGCCGAUAGAAUCAGUUGAGCCAAUUCAAAUUGAAACAGUAGCGGAACCAACUCAAGCCGAAACAAUUCAAACGGAGCCAACUCAAACGGAGCCGAUUCAAACGGAACCAAUUCAAGCCGAAACAAUUCAAACAGAGCCAACUCAAAUGGAACCAAUUCAAAUUGAGGCCAUCAAACGUGUCGACGAAAAGAAAAUUGAACCAACCGUCGAAUCAAUUGAGCAAAUUCAAAUGCAACCAUCGAUCGAACGUGUAGUAUCAAGCGAACCACUUGAAUCAAAUGAACAAAUUGAAGAGAUCGAGUCUCCUGAAGCAAUCGAAACAAUCGAAAAAAUUGAGCCA